CGCGCUGAGCCCUACCCCGCCGGGAGCGCGCGGGCCGGGCCUGCGCCGCCGCCGCCCCCGACCAUGUCGGCGGCCAAGGAGAACCCGUGCAGGAAAUUCCAGGCCAACAUCUUCAACAAGAGCAAGUGUCAGAACUGCUUCAAGCCCCGCGAGUCGCAUCUGCUCAAUGACGAGGACCUGACUCAGGCCAAACCUAUUUAUGGUGGCUGGCUGCUCCUGGCUCCAGAUGGGACUGACUUUGACAACCCAGUACACCGAUCUCGGAAAUGGCAGCGACGGUUCUUCAUCCUUUAUGAGCAUGGCCUCUUGCGAUAUGCCCUGGAUGAGAUGCCUACAACACUUCCACAGGGCACCAUCAACAUGAACCAGUGCACAGAUGUGGUGGAUGGGGAGGGCCGCACCAGCCAGAAAUUCUCCCUGUGUAUCCUGACACCUGAGAAGGAACAUUUCAUCAGAGCAGAAACUAAAGAGAUCAUCAGUGGGUGGCUGGAAAUGCUCAUGGUCUAUCCCAGGACUAAUAAGCAGAACCAGAAGAAGAAACGAAAAGUGGAGCCACCCACCCCACAGGAGCCUGGACCUGCCAAGGUAGCUGUCACCAGCAACAGCAGCAGCAUUCCCAGUGCAGAAAAAGUCCCCACCACCAAAUCCACGCUCUGGCAGGAAGAAAUGAGGGUCAAGGACCAGCCUGAUGGGAGCAACUUGAGUCCAGCUCAGAGUCCCAGACAGAACCAGCCUUCUGCCAGCUCCCUGCGGGAACCAGGGCUGGAGAACAAAGAAGAAACCUCUGUUCCUGUCAACCCUACAUUUGAGAGCCUGAGUGGUUGGCCAUUGGUUUCCUUCUCAAGAUUUCAGGAGAGCACCAUGAGUAGUGACCGCAUGGACUGUGGCCGCAAAGAUAGGGUGGAGAGUGGCUACUUCUCACUGGAAAAGACCAAGCAGGACUUGAAGGCUGAGGAGCAGCAGCUGUCCCUGCACUCCCCUCCUAGCCCUAGCACUCCCAGCAACAGGUACAGUUAUUCCAAAUCACUCUCCCAGAAGUUUGGUCAUCCCCUUCACUCCUCAGGUCCUCAAGACUCCAGCCGAAUGGUCUGCAGCAUCUCUCUCAGCUCCCUGGAAGAGGCUAGCCGGCCCUCUACCAACGUGGACUCCAGCAGCACUGGGGGGCGGGGGACAGAGAGACUGGGGAGCACCUUUGCCUUUAAAGCCACCAGGCAGUAUGCUGCCCUGGCCGACGUCCCUAAGGCCAUCAGGAUCAGCCACCGAGAAGCCUUCCAGGUGGAGAGAAGGCGACUGGAGCGUAGGACUCGGGCCCGGAGCCCUGGCAGGGAAGAGGUGGCCCGUCUAUUUGGCAACGAGCGGAGAAGGUCCCAGGUAAUUGAGAAAUUUGAAGCAUUGGACAUUGAAAAGGCAGAGCACAUGGAGACAAACCUGUCAGCUGGGCUCUCCCCAUCCAGUGACACUCGCCAGGGCCGAAGUGAAAAGAGAACAUUCCCCAGGAAGCGGGACUUCAUCAGCGAAACCCCCACAGCUCCUCUCACAGAUGCUUCGGCCUCCCCCCUGUCUCCACACCGAAGAGCAAAGUCACUGGACAGGAGGUCCACGGAGUCCUCCAUGACGCCUGACCUGCUGAAUUUCAAGAAAGGCUGGCUGACCAAACAGUACGAGGAUGGCCAGUGGAAGAAACACUGGUUUGUCCUGGCUGAUCAGAGCUUGAGAUACUACAGGGACUCUGUGGCUGAGGAGGCAGCAGACUUAGAUGGGGAAAUUGACUUAUCCACAUGUUAUGAUGUCACAGAGUAUCCAGUCCAGAGAAACUAUGGUUUCCAAAUACAUACAAAGGAAGGAGAGUUCACCCUCUCAGCCAUGACAUCCGGAAUCCGUCGGAACUGGAUUCAGACCAUCAUGAAGCAUGUAAACCCAGCCACCACCCCAGAUGUGACCAGGAGAAGCUUCUCUCUGAGACUUGCAGUGCUGAAGCCCAAGUUGGAAAAAUGUGUGCUCUCCUGUGUUAGCAUACUGUGUUCAUUGCCUGAGGAAAAGAACAAGAACAGCUCAACUUGUGAAACCUGCACAAGGCCAAGUGAGAAGCAAGAGCCAGAGCCAGGGGAGCCAGAUCUAGAGCAGAAGAGAAGUCGUGCUCGGGAGCGAAGGCGGGAGGGACGCUCUAAGACAUUUGACUGGGCUGAGUUCCGCCCCAUCCAGCAGGCCCUAGCUCAGGAAAGGGCCAACACCAUGGGGACCCCUGAUGCCCAUGAACCUGGGCACCCUGAAGUGGAGUCAGGUGAGCUAGAGCGGGAGCGUGCGCGGAGGCGGGAAGAACGCCGCAAACGCUUUGGGAUACUAGAUGCUGUGGAUGGACCAAGCAUCGAGGAUGCAGCCCUACGCAUGGAAGUGGACCGGAGCCCAGGACUGCCAAUCACUGAUCUUAAAACACAAAAUGUCCACGUGGAGAUUGAGCAGCGGUGGCAUCAGGUGGAGACCACCCCUCUCCGAGAGGAAAAGCAGGUGCCCAUUGCUCCCUUGCACCUGUCCUCUGAAGAUAAAAGUGACCGGCUCUCUACACAUGAACUGACCUCUCUGCUGGAAAAGGAGCUGGAGCAGAGCCAAAAGGAGGCCUCAGACCUUCUAGAGCAGAACCGGCUCUUGCAGGACCAGCUGAGGGUGGCACUGGGCCGUGAGCAGAGCGCCCGGGAGGGCUAUGUUCUACAGGCCACGUGUGAGCGGGGCUUUGCUGCAAUGGAGGAGACACACCAAAAAAAGAUUGAAGACCUGCAGAGGCAGCACCAGCGGGAGCUGGAGAAGCUGCGGGAGGAAAAGGACCGCCUCCUGGCUGAGGAGACUGCUGCUACCAUUUCAGCCAUCGAAGCCAUGAAGAAUGCCCACCGGGAAGAAAUGGAGCGUGAGCUGGAAAAGAGCCAGCGGUCCCAAAUCAGCAGCAUCAACUCAGAUAUUGAAGCCCUGAGGCGGCAGUACCUGGAGGAGUUGCAGUCAGUGCAGCGGGAACUGGAGGUCCUCUCAGAGCAGUACUCCCAGAAGUGCUUGGAGAAUGCCCACCUGGCCCAGGCACUGGAGGCUGAGCGGCAGGCCCUGCGGCAGUGCCAGCGCGAGAACCAGGAGCUCAACGCCCACAACCAGGAGCUGAAUAACCGCCUAGCUGCAGAGAUCACACGGUUACGGACCCUACUGACUGGGGACGGCGAUGGGGAGGCUGCCGGGUCACCCCUCGCACAGGGAAAGGACGCCUAUGAGCUUGAGGUCUUAUUGCGGGUUAAGGAAUCAGAAAUACAGUAUCUGAAACAGGAAAUCAGCUCUCUCAAGGAUGAGCUCCAGACAGCACUACGGGACAAAAAAUAUGCUAGUGACAAAUACAAAGACAUUUACACAGAACUCAGCAUUGCGAAGGCCAAGGCAGACUGUGAUAUUAGCAGGUUGAAAGAGCAGCUAAAAGCAGCUACAGAAGCACUGGGGGAAAAGUCCCCUGAGAGCACUGCUGUGGCAGGAUAUGACAUAAUGAAAUCUAAAAGCAACCCUGACUUUCUGAAGAAAGACCGAUCCUGUGUCACCCGGCAACUCAGAAAUAUCAGGUCCAAGAGUCUGAAGGAAGGCCUGACAGUGCAGGAACGGCUAAAGCUAUUUGAAUCCAGGGACUUGAAGAAAGACUAGCUGUAUCCUGUGCCACUGAACACACCAUUCCUGGCUGGUGACAGCACCUGAGCACGGCUUUUUGUCUGUACCUUUAUUUUUAUCAUUUUGUCAUUAACUAUGGGUAUGGAUACAUGAAAGACUGGUGUGUGGGUUGUCCGCACCAGUCCAACUUCCUGUUGUGUUUAUCACCACUUUCUUUCCAUGGUAUUCUGAGAUUGGUCAAGCUUCAGCAGUGAGGUGGUAUAGCACCCACCCACGUCUGAGUAGAGCCCUUCUCAGUGUCCACCGCACUCACUGUCAGUAUUAAGGCUCAGCAGCCUGUCAAUAAGCUAGCCCUGUCGCAGAGUGCAGUGUGGAGAUCUGGCCCAUGCUCCAGCUCUGUUGUUCAUAACUGAGCACCACCAGGUGGGCACAAGGUCAGAGAAGAGCCAGCUUGAUGUCCUGGUUUGACCUGUUCCACAUGCAGGUGAUUUACCUGGUUGCUAGAGGAGACAGCAACCCAGAUGGGUGUACAGCCCAUGUGCCCUGCCUUUUGACCUGGGAGGAGGACAGCAUUUUGUAUUUGCUCCACUAAUGCAGCUUAGAAUCACGCCCUACAUAAUCCUGGCUAACUUUCACAACCUGGAAAAUGUGGAAAGCAACCAUUCCUAUUUUUGUUUGUUUUUUAUUAAAUCUUGCACAAAACCCCA
Octodon degus (degu) is the source of this 4334-nucleotide messenger RNA. It is a transcript of the gene Mprip, whose product is annotated as myosin phosphatase Rho interacting protein. Gene Ontology annotation, cellular component: actin cytoskeleton. Gene Ontology annotation, molecular function: actin filament binding. Bases 64 to 3663 code for a protein of 1199 amino acids. Gene Ontology annotation, biological process: actin filament organization. NCBI's taxonomy places the organism in Eukaryota, Metazoa, Chordata, Mammalia, Rodentia, Octodontidae. The record is from RefSeq and is a predicted model, not a curated record. The transcript is spliced from 25 exons.